Molecule: messenger RNA, 10111 nt
Organism: Haliaeetus leucocephalus (bald eagle)
Lineage: Eukaryota; Metazoa; Chordata; Aves; Accipitriformes; Accipitridae
Gene: ZFYVE26
Product: zinc finger, FYVE domain containing 26
Exons: 43
Coding region: 153-7922 (2589 amino acids)
Biological process (GO): mitotic cytokinesis; regulation of cytokinesis; double-strand break repair via homologous recombination
Cellular component (GO): centrosome; lysosomal membrane; midbody
Molecular function (GO): phosphatidylinositol-3-phosphate binding; metal ion binding
Source: RefSeq, a predicted model, not a curated record
UGCCCGCGUGCCCGCCCGGCGGCGCGGUCAGCUGAGGCGGCGCCCAAGAUGGCGGCGGCGAGGACUGGCGUUGCCGGGGCGGUGCAGUAGAGCUCAGCGCCGCCGGGCUGGCCGCCUCCUGCCCCGUCAGGUCACCUGCUCGUCCCGGGAAGAUGCAUUCUUUUGGCAACGAAGAAGCGGUCUCUCUGGAGCGGCUCUUUGGGUUUUUCUGCGAGUGCGUACGGCGCGGAGACUGGGAGCUUGCGCAGGCCUGUGUGCCCCAGCUCAGCCAGUGGCACGGGGACGGCCCUGAGAAGGUGGAAGCAAUUCUUCAGGCUCUGGUAGCUUGUCCUGUGGGGGUAAGAUGGGGACAGAAUUCUAGCCCAUGGAGAACUGCGUGGCUUUGGCUUCUUGUACUGGAAAAAUGGCUUGCCAGGAAUCAGAAAACUGUUCCAGUUGUUCUUCAGAGAGAAACUGAAUUUUUAUUAUUCUUGGAAGAACUACAGAAAGAUGUCUCUGAGGAGGUUCUAAAGGAACUGUUUGAAGCAUUUGAGUGCACCCAGAACAAGCACAUCACAGACAGGAAAAGAAGAGAUGGCUGUUCUCACAGAUUCAGUUUGGAUGUUGUUUCAGCUCUCAGGAAGCUUUUGCUGCGGGCUCCUCAGAGGGCAAAAGCCCUGCUGGAGUUCUUCCAGGAGGAACAAGGCAUACACAGCUCUUCGCUCGAGCACUAUUGCUCUCUACAAAACAUCUUUGUUGAAUUUCUUCGUGACUCCUUGAAAUCUCUACAGAGGCUUCAGUGCAGUUCUGAGAUUUCAGCAGAACUAGAUCAAAGAGAACUAGUGGAUACAAUUUAUGCUGCUCUUAGUAUAGUGACUUUUGAGGUGGAGCAUCAGGCAGAUGAAGUAUGGCACCUGUUCAGGGAGCUCCUGGAUGUAUGCUGGACUGAGGGAAGCCCACUGAGGGAGGAGAAGCUACUAAGCUGUAUGCUGAGGAAACAGAGUCAUGGCCUGUUAAGCCUGUAUAGCAGUGUUCUCAUAGAAAGAACAAGAGAAAAAUUUCUGGUGUCAAAAUCAAUACGAAAAGGUUCAUCUGAGCAGCUGGAUACAGAGCGAACCAUGAUGAGUUUGUUCUCGGAUCCCAAAGAGUCUCCUUCUUGGAAGACAGCCUAUUUCUACUGCUUGAGCAGCAGCAAGCACUUUCUGGAACAGAUUCUGGUGACUGCAUUAACUUUACUGAAAAGAGAAGACUACUCAGGCCUGAACAGCUUAUUGAGGAGAGAAUUCAACCCCCUUUGCCGCCUCUUGGUAUUGUUAGGAUGGACUCAUUGUCAAAGCUUGGAAUCAGCAAAAGCAUUGUUAUGGACUCUUCACAAAACUCAGGAUCUGUGCAAUGAUUCAGUACUGAAAGAUUUCUGUGACGGGCUGUGGGCUCGGGUGGAAGUGCUUGAAUGGUGCAUACAGCAAAACAGUAUUACUAUCCCAAGGAAGGUUCUUUUGGAACACUUGCACGGUCUAGAUUGCCACACUGCAGUGUACUCUCUUCAUCAUCUCACUAAUCUUCUGGCACUGAAUGAAGACGAUGUUAUUGAGCUUCUUCAGAAAGUUCCUGCUAGAGACAAACAGAUGCAGGCGGCAACACUCCCUAACACCCUGAGUCAGCAACGCAAUCUGGCACUGUUUCGAGCAUUUUGUGCCAUGAAGUAUGCUAUCUAUGCUCUCUGUGUGAAUUCUCAUAAGCAUUCCAAGUGCAAAGAUUGCGUACACAGCCUUCUUGGUGAUAUCCCUGAAGACGCAACUUCUGGAGAACCAGCAGGUGAUUGGCCUCCUUUCUCAGAUUGCUCUUCAGUAUUUCCUCAGUACCUUGUGAAGUGUCAGCAGUUCUUAAGGAGUGUUCCUGUUCCUCUGCGCCUGGAGGUUUUGGAGAACAUCUUCUCCUUGCUUUUUGUUUCCUACAGUGACCUCCAUACUGAGGCUUUUCUACAUGAAGACUAUGCAGAGGAUGAUGAUCUUGACAAAAAGACUACUACUGUGAGUGUAGAAGGCAGUGCUAGUCGGCGGUCUUCUACCUCUGAAAGUCCACAGCACCUAAUAGAGGCUGAAAAGAAAUUAGAGAGGCAUCUGCUGGCUGCUGAGACAGUUCACACAGAUACCCAAGACCUUCAUGACUCGAUGUUAGGUGGCAAAAGCUGUGAAACCUCUAGGCUGAGCUACCUGGAUUUGAAACACUUCACUAGCGGUGUUACUGGAUUUUUAGUGGAUGAGGUGGCCAUGGAUGCCUUCCUCACAUUGCUUCUCAACCAUCUGGAAGAAAUUCAGAGUUGUCUCCCAUGGGACUCCAGUAACGUUCUUCGUGAAGAGCUGGAACUUGUCGAGUGCUUGAAUCUUUCUGCAAGCAGAGACACCUUUGGAAGUCGUGUGUUACAGUUUUCCAAGUACCUUUCUGAAGCUCACUGGCGAUACAAGGUGGUGAUGAGUAACAGAAAUGCAGAACAUCAGCUUGCAGCUUCCAGGAGAUACUGCUCUUUAAUCAGGUGCUCCAGCUUUAAGAAACGAAGUAGAUCUCAAAGGUACAAAACAGAUGGGAAAGAGGGAACUACCAGUCCAUCAUUAGAAAGCACAAGUAGCGAGCUAAGCACCAGUACCUCAGAGGGAAGUACCAGUAAUGUGUCUGGCUCAAGUGAUUUGGAAAGCAGGGUGAGACCACACCAGCAAAACCCACUCAUUCCUAUGAUGCUUUCUCCACCAGAAUCACUGUUAGUUUCUUGUGUUUUGAGAGGAAACUUCGUAGAAGCCCAUCAGGUGGCUUUGAUGUUUAAUCUGGAUACUUCACCUUGCUAUGGUGAAUUGGUUUUCAUGGAGCGCUACCAAGAGGCGGUACGAGAAAUGGCAAGAGUGGAGCACAAUAUUGAGAAUCAAGCAUCAGAUGGCACGGGAGGCAUCAGGAAAUCUGGCAGUGGCCGUUCGACCCUGCAAGCUAUUGGGAAUGCAGCAGCAGCUGGUAUGGUAUUUUAUUCCAUCUCGGAUGUUACUGAUAAAUUGCUUGCAAUUUCUGGAAGUCUUGCCCCUACUCUCCAAGAAAACUUCUGGAUCAGCAACAUCCAGCUGGAGCAUACUGAUCCUCUCUGGGAAGUCCUUGAGGACCUCAGUCCUUCAGCAAUGGCGGCAUUUGAUCUAGCUUGUACUCAGUGCCAUCUUUGGAAAACAUGCAAGCAGCUUUUGGAAACAGCAGAAAGGCGACUGUACAACAGCCUUGAAACUCGGGGCCACCGACCUGACUUUGUUUUACUGCACUCUGAAGGUGUAAAGGGUUUCCCAGCAGUUCUCCAGCAAAUAAAUAAAAUUCUCAACUAUUCCUGCACAUCACAAGGGCAAUCCAAGCCAGAGGUCUCAGAUGAGAAAAUAGGGAGUCAUUUUCGAUGCAGUAUUGUAGAUCUUCUGCAAGCUUGCUACCCUGCCUUGACAGAAGAAAGUAUUACUAAUGAAAUUGUUUUAUCACAAAAUCUGGAUCAAAUCCUAAAAGCACUGACAUGUGUUGAGCAUUCUGUGGACUCUAAAGGAAACCUGCUUGGGACCUUGGUGGAGCAGGCCUCUCUCAAACCUACGGAGCUGGAGAAGCACCUGGUUUGGAAUCAAACACAGCUCCUGCUGAGAACUCUUGACCAAACCAUGCCAGAGAGCAACAUGCAGACAAACUUUGUGAAGGCCUUCUUUGACUACAUCACUACACUGGCUGCUGUUGUGUUACGAAGCCUGAAUGCAGAGCUAGAUCUAUCUGCAGAAGUGAAAGUGGGGAACCCUUUCAUCCUGUUACAGCAGAGUCCAUCUCAGCUGCUCUCCCAGCUUGUGUUUGAGAGACAGGUUCAUCCUGACAGGCUUUCUUCUCUCUUGGCUAAAGAAGAGUUGAACUUGAAUGUGCAGGAAGUUAUUGUUAACUGUUGCUGUGAACGACUGUCCUUGUGCAGUGCAAGGCAAAACAGCCAGGCAAAGUCUCUUCUGACAAACAUCAGUAACUUAGCACACCAGUGUGCCUACCACUGCCUGCCAGAUGUUGAAAUACCUUUUCACAAUUCUGCAGUGACCUCUGAGGAUAACUCCACUCAGGGCCCAUUCUCUCUGAAUGACUUGAGCCAGCACACACUCACUGCAUCCUCCCUGGACUUCCUAAAGUCUCAGUCGAAGCUAAUGGCCACAGUGGCAUGUCUAAGUGCAUCUAAUAUACAGAAAAUUCCCAAAUCGAGUUUAUCUUGGAUGGAAUUUCGGGGCAAACGGGAGGUGCCCUUAGGUUUGGAACAGAUUUCCAGGGAGUGUGAGGUGUUAUUGAAGGACUUCCCAAUAUUGGAACGAUUUCUUCUCACUAUGUUUGAGCCACUUCAGAAUCAGCAAGAGGAAGGUAGCAGUUUGGCUACUGUCUUCUCUGGCAAGACAUACAUAUCUCUGGUUCUCCUAGGAUUGCAUUCCCCCACAGCUGUUAAGGUAUUAAUGGGAGUCUUGGAACAAGCUCUUGCUGCAAAGGAUUGGGACAGAGCUCUGAAGGUCUUAGAUCUGUACAGUCAGGAUGUGGAGGAGCUGGUCAGUGUGAAGGAUGCUGUGCUGAGCUGUGCAACUGCUGAAGCAGUGUCAUUGUCAUACAUGGAUGAUACAUCCUGUGAAAGGAGGUACCUUUUGGAGUCUAAGGAUAAUAAGGAUGGUUGGCAAUACUUAUUCCCAGUAAAAAAUGCAACGUUGAGAAGUAGGCUGGCCCUGCGCUGUCUGGACAAAUGGCCCCUUGAUGCCUGUUUGGAAAUCCUAGCUUAUUGCAUUUCUGAUUUGGGCAUAACUGAUGAACUAAAAGCCAGUCUGCAGAGCAGGAAGAAAGAACUUCAGGUUUAUCAAAAGAUUUUGAAUGUGCAAAAUGAACCAUUAUGGAAUGACUGGCAAGAUCUGAAAAAAGCCUGCACUGAUGACCCCCAGGCCAUCAUGAAUAUCAUUCUGAAAGCAAAGGAUUACGAGUUGUUUGAGGAAUGGGGGCACUUGUAUCCUGUCCCAAGAGAAGACUUGAUCAACCUUCACCGUGAGCACCUUCUCCACUUACUGGAGAUGGGAGACAUGGAAAAAGCAUUGCAGCUUUUACAAAGAAUUGAAGACCCUGGUAUUUGUCUUGCUAUCAGUGAACAGUCUCUUGACCAGCAUCCAAACUUGGCAGCCUCUCACUUCUUGGCUGACUACCUCACAGCUCACUUCUAUGCAAAUCUGACAACAGCACGCCGUAAUGAAAUCCAGGCACUCUAUAUGGGAUCAAAGGUGCUGCUGACUCUUCCUGAGUUCUCCCGUGUUAACUACUUCCACCUCUCCUCCAGGCCACUGCUCAUGCUGGAGCAGCUUCUCAUGAAUAUGAAGGUGGACUGGGUAGCUGUUGCUGUGCAGACACUGCACCAGCUCUUAGCUGGACAGGAAAUUGGUUUUACUAUAGAAGACGUUGACAAUUUGCUCUCCAAGUAUGCAGAAAAAGCUCUCAACUUCCCUUUUGCAUUAAAAGAAAAGAGAUCAGAUUCUCUGAUACGUAUCCAAGAAAGUCUCAAUCAGGCAUUGGAAUGUGAAGCACUGUCUAAAUCGGGAUCAUCAGAACUAUCUCCUGUCAGCUUUACUGGUGUUACCAUAUCUGCAAGUCCCAGAGACAGAAGUCUGCAGCAGAAUUUGUUUCCUCAAGAAUUUGUGCCUCCUGAGAAGCCGCCACCAAAGCAGCAAUGGAUACCUGAUGACACUGAAAUGAUAUGUAUGGUUUGCAAAACUGAACGCUUUACUAUGUUUAACAGGCGCCAUCACUGCAGGCGCUGUGGCAGGCUGGUGUGCAGCUCUUGCUCCACCAAGAAAAUGGCAGUAGAAGCUUACAGAGAAAAUCUGUCUCGUGUAUGCGAUCAGUGCUAUGGCUACUACAACAGAGAACAUAUGCCUGACUUGGUACAAGACACAAGCAUCAGAAAAGAAGAUCCGGAACAAGUGGAAGAAACUUCUAAUCAUGAAUAUUCCACAGUGGUGCGAAUACCCAAGGCGACUGAACUUGAAUGGAUUUUUUCCCUGAACGAAGAGGAGAAUGAAAUUGUACGCAGUGAAUUUUAUUAUGAACAGGCUCCCAGCUCUUCCUUGUGUAUUGCCAUCCUUAGUCUGCACAGUGACAGCAUAGUGUGUGGCCACCAACUGAUAGAGCACUGCUGCAAGUUGUCCCAAGGGCUCGCUAAUCCUGAGGUGGAUGCUGGUCUCCUCAUGGACAUCAUGAAACAAUUGCUCUUCAGUGCCAAAAUGAUGUUUGUAAAAGCUGGAAGGAGCCAGGAUCUAGCUCUCUGUGACAGCUACAUCAGCAAAGUGGAUGUGUUAAAUAUCUUGGUUGCUGCUGCUUACCGUCCAAUACCAUCUUUGGAUCAGAUUCUUCUCCCUGCAGCAGUAACAAGACUAAGAAAUCGGCUUCUGGAAGCAGAGUACUAUCAGCUAGCUAUAGAGGUUUCUACAAAAUCUGGGUUGGACCCAGGUGGAGCAUGGCAUGCCUGGGGCAUGGCUUGCCUUAAAGCUGGAAACUUAAGUUCAGCAAGAGAGAAAUUUAACCGCUGUUUAAAGCCACCUAUGGAUCUAAACCAGCUGAACCAUGGUUCAAGGCUAGUCCAGGAUGUGAUACAGUACCUGGAGUCCACAGUGAAGCCCAUACUCAUUGCGGAUGAUGAUUACUUUGCCACGUUAAGGGAACUUGAAGCAACACUGAGAACAAGAAGUCUGUCUCUGGAGAUGAUGUGUGAGGGGAAAAUUCAGCACAACAGCUACUAUCAAGAGUGCUUGUUCUAUUUACAUAGUUACGGCACUAAUCUGGCAAUAAUAAGCUUUUACAUGAGGCAUGACUGUAUGAGAGAAGCACUGCUUCACUUGCUAAAUAAGGAAUCCCCAUCGGAAGUGUUCAUUGAAGGGAUCUUCAUUCCAAGUUAUGAAAGUGGAAAACUGCACAUGUUGGAGAACUUGCUGGAAACCAUUGAUCCAGGAUUGGAGAGCUGGGGAGCCUACUUGAUUGCAGCCUGCAAAUACUUGCAGAGAAAGAACUACUACCAUAUUCUGUAUGAGCUGCAACAGUUCAUGAAGGAUCACGUUCGUGCUGCCAUGACCUGCAUUAGAUUUUUCACUCAUGGAGCAAAGUCUUACACUGAACUGGGAGGCAAACAGACAUGGCUUCUAAAGAUCAAGGACCAUCUCAAAGUCUAUCUGCAGGAGGUCUCAAGAAGUUCAGGAAGGAAAAAAAUGGCAUUCACUUUCCGGAAGAAAAUGUCUGCUACAGAUGUGUCAAGGCACAUCAAUACAGUUGAUUUGCAGAUGGAGGUAACAAAGUUCCUGCAUCGAUGUGAGAGCUCAGGAACGUGUCAAAUGUCAGGUUCCUCCUUGCCCACACUCUUUGGAAACAAUAACAUGAAAAUGGAUGUUGCUUGCAAGGUCAUGUUGGAAGGCAAAAACAUUGAGGAGGGCUUUGGGAUUGCAUUUAGAGUCCUUCAGGACUUCCAGCUGGAGGCUACAGAAGUGUACAGCAAAGUGGCCAAGCAGCUGGUGAACCAGCAGAAGUACAGCGAGAUCCGGCAGCUCCUCAAGUGUGUCAAUGAGUCUGGAGUUGCAGCAAAAAAUGAUGGGGACAACAUUAUCCUAAAUUGUCUAAAUGAGUUCAAGAACAUUCCUGCUGAGGAUCUUGAUAAUCUGAUUCAGGAUAUGGACAGUGAUGAAAACAAGAUCCAGGCCUACGUGAUGUGCAACAAGUUGCGUUCUGCCUAUCUAGUCUCAGUGAGACAGGAGAAGACCAGAGCAGUGCAGCUAGUCCAGCACGUGCGACAGCUGGCUGAGAACAGCGGAGAUGACGUUGUGAAGGCCAUCUGUGCCCAAUGGCUCUCGGUGCACCAGCCCAAAACAAGAAAUCGGCUUCCCCAGGGCACUAGGAAGUAAUAAGUGAUUGACGUUCACCAUCAUACAGAAGGGGAAGGCUUCAAGACAGCUUAAAGGUGUGUGGUUCAGCAAUCUUUUGGUAAAAUGGAAGCCUCUUGAUUGAUGUUGGUGGGAAAUGGAUGCUGCUAAUGUGCCUCUGGUGAAAGGAAAGGAACUAAAUUACAAGUGCCAGUCCCGUAUUUUGACAAACAGUCACUACCUCAGGGUGUUUUUUGGCUAUCUUUUUGAUGGGGGGGAGGGGGCAAUUUCAAACUGAACAAGAAUUUAGGUGUAUGGAAGAGAGCGCUUCUGGUUUUGGCUUGGGUUUUUUUGUUGUUGGGUGGGGGGGGGGGGGGCAGUUGUCAUCCUCCCCGCCCCCCCCCCCGAAAGGCACUGAACUUUAUUGUAUGGUUUUUUAUUUUUAAUCCGGAAAUCCUAUAUAGAAAGGACAGAAAAAUUUCAUCAACUCAGUGUAGCCUAGAGUAUAAAACUCUUUGUGAUUAUGGGUUUCCUGUAAACUUUUUCAAGAUUGGAGAGAUCUUCUUUUACAAAGACUGAAAUUCAGAGAUUUUUUUUUUUUAAGCCUCUAUACAAACCAUUGCUUCCCCCCCCGCCCCCUAGUACAAUGUGCCCAAUUUCUUUAGUUUGUUUGAAAAGGUAGGAACUGAUUCUUCAUGGUAGGUUUCUACUUACCAGUCAUGCUGUCAGAUGUGUGCCAUACAUACGGCACUUGAGCCCUUACUAGGUGGAUGAAGUUAUAAAGGGCAUAUCCUGUAAGGGGAGUACAAAGGGAAAAUAAUCCUUGAAAAUAGUUGAAAAAUCACAUACCUCUUUCUUUGUUGUGGUAAUAUCCAAUAAAUUAUUGUGAUGCAGCUUUCUCACUGAACAGUUGCCAGUAAACUUCCACAGUUUUUCAUCAGGUAUGGCAGAAAAUAUGGAUAGAGCAAGCUGUGGUAAAAUUCAACAGGUGUCUGCAUCCCUGUCACAGAGGUAUGUAUUUGCUUGUUAGCAGAAUAAUCUGUCCCUGUCAGGUACAAUAGAACAUCGGACAAAAUUUUUAUGAACUGGACAUACUGUGUAGACUAUAUUGACAGGAUUUGCUCUGGAAGUGUUAGGUUAACUCAGUUUUAUGAAAAAGCAGGGAUCUUUGUGUAAUGGCUGUGUUCAGGGGUGCUGAAAAAAGCAGCUGCUUCUCUGCAACUGUGAUGGGGACGUGAGAAAUGGGCAGAAGAAUGGUAGACAGUAGUAGGACCUUCAAAAAGAAACGGAACAAAAAAUGGCACUCUGCAAGAGUUUGCGUUUGCUGUUUACGUGUAUUUCAGCACAAGAAAUAGGAAAAUUAGUUCACUUUUUCUGUUAAGAAGUUUAGUUGUUUACUUCAAAAGAAACAACAGGUUUUCUGAAGUGUAAUGUAACUGUAAAUAGUUUUAGUACCUAAAAUAAUUGAGACUGUCAAAUAUGAGUUUUGCACUAUCCCCAAGUUCACUGUAGUGACACAACAGACUUCCAUGGUAUUGGAAAGGACUUGGUCCAUCUCCUGUAGGGUUUGAUGACCACUGCCCCACUGACACAAACCCCUCUCUUGGAGGUGCUCCACCCACCAGAGCAGGGCAUGUCUCAGAGCAAAGCGGUCAGAAAUGACCACAUGUAGCUUUCAGAAUCUCCUGACCGCAGAUUUGCAUUAUCUCAUUAGUGAGCAGUACUAAUGAAAGGUUUUGCUUUCAUGGCCAGACUGACCUAGCUUUCCAUCAGAUUACAGCCGUCAGGCUAAUCCUAAAACCUGACACUAUCCAUGCCUUCGAUCAUUUCCAAAUCUCUAAUUAUAGGGAGGAGGUUUUACUGUUUGUGGGUAUCUAAAUCUGCAGUGCUGUAAUAACUACUUUUCUGCUCAAGCUCCUUCAGCUGUAUAGAGCACAGAGAGUGGAAUUUGCCAUGCAGACCAGUCAGUUCUGUACCUGCCUUUCUUCCUGACCUCUUUGCACUGUACCUGAUGCACUUUAUAUAGUGUUUGUUGUAAUUUGAUGUUCUUAACCUGGAAUUGUAGGGAUCUUUCUCUUACCAGCAGAACUGGAAUUUUGAUCCUGACUAACUGCCUUGUGUCAUGAAUAGUGCAAUUAUAAAGGGGCUUUGAAUUUUUGCGCAUCAAAAAGGGAUUGAGUACUGCCAGUUAAAAAACUUGUCUAUUAAUGACCAAGGUUUGUUUACAAUAA